Chelonoidis abingdonii (Abingdon island giant tortoise) is the source of this 3442-nucleotide messenger RNA. It is a transcript of the gene ARSK, whose product is annotated as arylsulfatase family member K. The record is from RefSeq and is a predicted model, not a curated record. Lineage: Eukaryota; Metazoa; Chordata; Testudines; Testudinidae. Gene Ontology annotation, molecular function: glucuronate-2-sulfatase activity; arylsulfatase activity.
UACCACUCUCGCCGCCUGUCCUCCGAGGCAUGAUGGGAGGUGUAGUUCGUCGUGGCCCGCUUCUGCGAGGCUUAAUGGGCGCUGUAGUUUGGUCUGCUGCGGGGAGAGGGCGGGAGUGUCGCCGGGCAGUGUCAAAGCGCAGGGGUGCGCUGGUUCUAGGCCCAGCCCUUUCUCAAUGGCUGCUGCCUGGCUAUCGGGGAGCGGUGCUCGCCCUGCUGGUGUGUGAGGGGCCGUGUGCCCGGGGACCUGGCUCUGGGCGCGGGGAGAGGAUGAGGGGGCGGUGUGGAGAAGGGCCCCGGACGGUGGUGCCGGCGGCUCUGGUGCUGCUGCUGGUUUCCACCCGCUGGGAGGGUGCGAAGACGCGUCCCGUGGCCUGGGGACAGCUCGGCGCUGGCAGCAGCCAGAGGGCGCGCAAUGUGGUGAUGGUGAUGUGCGAUUCCUUUGAUGGAAGGUUGACAUUUUAUCCAGGAAAUCAGACCGUGAUCCUACCUUUUAUAAAUCUCAUGAAAAGAUAUGGCACUGUUUUUCUCAGUGCCUACACCAAUUCUCCAAUAUGUUGUCCUUCUCGUGCAGCUAUGUGGAGUGGCCUCUUCACUCAUUUAACAGAAUCUUGGAAUAACUUCAAAGGUUUAGAUCCAAAUUAUACAACAUGGAUGGACCUGAUGCAAAAGCAUGGCUACCGAACUCAGAAAUAUGGGAAACUAGAUUAUACUUCGGGACAUCACUCAGUGAGUUGCUAUCUUUGGAGUACCAUCUGUCAGCAAAGGAGUAACCGUGUGGAAGCUUGGACAAGGGAUGUUGAUUUCCUGCUCAGACAAGAAGGCAGACCCAUGGUGAAUCUUACUGGCAACAAGACAUUUGUGAGAGUAAUGGAAGAAGAUUGGCAGAAUACUGAUAAAGCAGCAAGUUGGAUAAGGAGAGAAGCCACUAACUUUAGUCAACCCUUUGUUCUUUACUUGGGAUUAAAUUUACCACAUCCAUACCCGUCACCCUCUACAGGGGAAAAUUUUGGGUCCUCUACAUUUCUAACAUCUCCCUAUUGGCUUGAAAAGGUGACGUAUGAAGCCAUUAAAAUUCCAAAAUGGCCUCCUCUUUCAGACAUGCACCCAGUAGAUUAUUAUUCUUCUUACACCAAGAAUUGCACUGGGAAGUUUACAAGGAAAGAAAUCAGAGAUAUCAGAGCAUUUUAUUAUGCUAUGUGUGCAGAGACGGAUGCCAUGCUUGGUGAGAUCAUUUCAGCUCUAAGUGAUACAGGACUUCUUAAAAGAACCAUUGUUAUAUUCACAGCAGAUCAUGGAGAACUUGCUAUGGAACAUCAGCAGUUUUAUAAAAUGAGCAUGUAUGAAGCAAGUUCCCAUGUUCCCCUUCUAGUUAUGGGGCCAAACAUUAAAGCUCAUCAUCACCUAUCAAAUGUGGUAUCUCUUGUAGAUAUUUAUCCAACUAUGCUUGAUAUAGCUAGAAUUCCUGUCCCGCAGAAUCUCAGUGGAUAUUCCUUGAUGCCAUUGUUGGCUGAAAUGGCAGAAGAUGAAGUCUCAUCCAGAAGGCUGCAUCCCACAUGGAUCCUGAGUGAAUUUCAUGGAUGUAAUGCAAAUUCUUCCACCUAUAUGCUUCGAACUGACAAAUGGAAAUAUAUAGCAUAUUCAGAUGGGCAUUCCGUACCUCCUCAGCUCUUUGAUCUGUCUGCUGAUCCAGAUGAACUGACAAACAUAGCCACAACAUUUCCAGAAGUCACAUAUUCCUUGGACAAAAAGCUUCGCUCCAUAGUAAACUAUCCAAGAAUCUCUGCCUCUGUGCACAAGUACAACAAGAAGCAAUUUAUCAACUGGAAACAAAGUUUGGGACAGAAUUAUUCCAAUAUUAUAGCUAAUCUCAGAUGGCAUCAGGACUGGUUAAAAGAACCAAGAAAGUAUAAAGAUGCAAUUCACAGGUGGCUCCAAAUGAACACUAAUUAAUAAAGUAACUGCAACAGGGAUUAUUGACUGUCAUUAUAGUAACAAUUUCUAUUAAAUGAGCACAAUGAACACACUCAGGAAAUGAAUAUAUGCAGUUGUAAUUGCAACACUAUAUAAUUCAUAACAUCACAAUUUGUUUGCUAAUUUAAGAUAGCAAUCCAUGAAAAUAAAGCUCACACAAGCUUUUAUAUCCUUGUUAGCAAGUUAAAUGUGUUUGUUUUAUAACUGACCAUGAUACCAAACCUAGCUCCUAUCAUGUAAAAUUUCAUAUGUGUAGGCGUUAAUCAGCUUUUAAGGAUACAUGGGAAGGAAAGUGUAUUUGUGUGUGUGUGUGUAUAUAUAUAUAUAUAUUGCUUUGUAUAAAAUAUUGUGUAUUAAUAAAAUACAGACUGUAUUAGCCAAUUAAUAUUUAAGCAACAAAAUUCAAAGGAGAUUUUGCAUGCAUAAGGACUAAUUCAAAACUGAAUAAAGACCUCAGGAUUCGAUCCAGUGGGAUACAGAUUAUAGUGAAAUAUUCUAGCACCCAGAUAGAUUUUAAAAUAAUAAUGAAAAAGAUUCUCUGACCCCACCCUCCCACACCCACAUCAGAAAGGAUGUAGAGCAUCCAAAAAGGGCAAUAACUAGUGUUAGUCUGAACAAAAAUUCUGAGGCUAUGGUAGGUACCGGAAUAGACAACUAACUAACUCACUCUCUCUAAAUAUGUGUGUAUAUAUAUACACACACAGGCAUAUAAAAAUUAGAGACCUGUGGUUCUCUUUCCUCUCCUAAUGAACUUUGAUGGACAGUUUUCAACAUCUGUUUCUGGGGCCUGCUAUCCAGAACUCAACAGUAUGCAAACUUUGCAUAUAACUCACAGAGCAACAAAUAGGCAAAUAUAAACACCAAUUUUUCGCCAUAUGUGACAGGAAACUACAAAGCAUGAAGACCAAUGCUUGUGAGUAGACCUAUUCAUUAAUCAUCAACUGUAUGCUGUGCACUGAAUAAAAUAGACAUAGUCUGCCAGGAAAUCUUACAGUCUAAGGUACCAAUUCUCCAUGCAAGUGGACACUUACACCUAUAUGCAUCUGAAUGCAGAAUCCGUGAUUAAAAGAUAAAAGGAAGGAGAUGUGCUGCAAUGGGAAUCCCAAAGAAAAGAUUAACUUUGAAAAUAUCAAUAUUUUUAAAUCACUUCUAGUAGACCUUACAGAAAAUCAUUCUUACAAAGAAAUGGAGCGUAGGUAGGAAAAUUGACUGGCAGCUAUAACCUACUCUGUUUUUUUAAUGAAAUACAUAAUUACAGGAGCAUUUCAAUGUGCAGCUUAGUCUUUAAGCUAAUGUACAUGCAGCUGCUAUAGUAACUGCUCACGAUCACAUUAUGCCUCAUUUUUAAGAGCUCUCGAAUAGGAAUCCCUAAUAAAUAUUUCAACAGUAAAAUUAAACUGGCAAAGAUAAACGUGAAAAUACCAUCUGCUUUCUGAGAUUAAACAUUGUACACCUAUUGAGUAACUGAA